Molecule: messenger RNA, 3984 nt
Organism: Penicillium oxalicum
Lineage: Eukaryota; Fungi; Ascomycota; Eurotiomycetes; Eurotiales; Aspergillaceae
Product: putative SH3 domain protein (Cyk3)
Exons: 1
Coding region: 1-3984 (1327 amino acids)
Molecular function (GO): protein binding
Source: RefSeq, a predicted model, not a curated record
AUGGCUCCGAAUGCGCCCCAGCUCCCCACACGAUUCCCGUGCUGGUGCCGAGCAAUCUACUCAUGGGGAGGAGAGACUACACGCGAUCUUGGUUUCGUGGAAGGAGACUUGAUCGAAUGCUUGAAUGCUGGCGACGGACAAUGGUGGAUGGGACGUUUGCGCCGGGAUAGGCGAGCUGUCGGCCUGUUCCCUUCCAACUUCGUGGAGCUCAUGAGCGAGGACUUUGUCCCAAUCAGCCGAGAUACCAGCCAGAUGGUUUUAUCAGGCUCAUCUCCGAUCAACAAUCCUACGUCGGCCCCCAAAAAGAACAAAACAGUCUUUCGCAAACCUUUUCAGGCUCACAAGGAAGGGUUGGCACCCUCAUCCCAGAUGGCGCGGGCUGGAACGACAACCCCUGCCAAAAGCUCGAUUCCCCAGACACCUCCUCGAGCUGGCAAAGCUCCGCGCCAAUCUAAACCUCUGCGCACACACGCGUCGGCGGUCAGAAAUCAGGCAUCCCAAUCACGCCCCUCCUCAGUGUCAUCUCGACCCUCGUCCCGUGGGGGUUCAAUGUCUCCGCGAACAUCGACUGAACCCGAACCUUCGCCUUCCGCUCUCAUUCCUCGAGGUAGCAGAGCUUCGACCAGGCCCAUAUCUCGAGAUUCGUCCCCCAUGCCUCGAGAGACUGCGACAGCGCAACAAUCGCAUGUCAGUCCAGUCAUGGCUCCCAUUCAACAUCAACAAUCUCCCAUGGCACAUCAACAGUACCGCGAUCUGUCACCUAUGGAUCGUGAGGUUUCUCCUCUGCAACUUCAGGAGCGUGAAGACUCACCUCCACCGCCGCCUCCGCCGCCACACCGGGUCGUUCUAGCUCGCCCACCCUCUAAUUCACCUCAGCACGCACACCAACAUCAUCAUAAUCAUUCUCAUUCUCAUCAUCAUUACCACAACCGACAAUCUUACUCGCCGCAACCGCCACAGCCUCCCUCACAUCAGCGACACCACUCAGAGCAUUCUCCUCAGCCAUCGACUCGUGGAUCCAGAACGUCUCGUUCCCCGACUCCUUUGAGUAUGAACGACCGUUAUGUGAUAUUUACGCGAACACCGUCACCAGGUGCGCUUUCGGCACACUCUGCUCAUUCUGCCAUGUCUGCGCAAUCGGACAUGAACGGCCGUACGCCUUCACCACUACGAGACGCAAUGGAGGAUGUCAUGACUUCGUUGGAAGACAUGGGUCUCUCCCGGGAGCAGCCAUCUCCGUCUCCUGAGUGUGGAUCUUCGACAUCACCGGUGGCUCCGUCAUUUAACAACCCGUGGUCUGGAGAGGAUUUCAACGACGUGUCUCAUCAAACACAGCCUAUCACCCGUGGGAGACCUCUGACAUCACUGGGCUUCGAUGGGAAUAAGGACCAUUCUCGUGGGAUGUUCACACAGCGACACAGUGUCUAUGCGCACGAGAACUAUAUGGACGGGCCACCCCAACUUAACAACUACGUGCAGCGGAUGGAGAAUCGCCUGCGACAGCUCGAAGAUCAGAACAGGCCACCUGAUGGUCAAAACGGAGAUUUGGACGGGGAUCAACCGCCACCACCUCCUCCAAAGCACGCCACUUAUCAUCCUCGAAAUAACUCUAUCGCAGGACAGUAUGCCCAAGCGCGAUCAGCUCACGAUCAGAGAAGCGAUUUACUGAACCGUUCUUACACCAAUAAAUCGAGUACGACCAGUUCCAGUGGAGUGCAAAGCAUUGGCACCAGCAUGACAACCAGUACCGACAAAACACAACAAAGCUUAAUGAGUGGCUUUUCUGCUGGAGGCUUUAGUGCCACUAGUGCCGGCAGCUACGCGAGAAGAAACGGGACUCAUCAGCGACCAAGCACAGCCAUGGACUCCGUCAGGUCUCGAGGUUUCAGUGAUGCCGGGCACCCCGACAGACCAGAGACGCCUUUGACGGGAAUUUCUUAUCAUUCUAGUCACAACACGUCCCGCCAAGGAGCGUCUUCUGCCAUACCCUGGAGCUCGACAGAUAACGAUGUGGGAGAUUCCGGUGGGGUUUUUGGAGGCCUUUCAACGCCGAAGACAAAAAAGCAAGGAUUUUUCAAAAAAAUCUUCGAGUCCGCCAAGACCGGGGCGGCCAGUGCGAGGAGCAGUAUCUCUGUGGGUCACGGUGGUGGCUCUCUGUCCCCAGCCAAGGGCAAUCGACUUGCAGAUGUGGUCUCGCCGCUGCUGAUUUCGCAAAACUCGCGGGACUUGGGACGUGAGAUGGGCGCCAGUACCAGCUCGAUUGACUGGGUGCAAGUCCGUCGAGACGUGAACCGAGCAUCCUCCCCGAGUCGAAAUGAGAGGAUCGAACGUGCGGAGCGAUGCCAAAUGAUGGACCACCCGGUUAUCUAUGCCAUCGAGGAGCUGUAUGAUACCGCUGAAGGGGAUGAGAGUAUUGAUGGACUUCCCAUUAGCGAGCCCACCAACUUCAACGCCGGGAACUUAACUCUGGUAGACAAGAGCGCGCGGUUUAUUAAUAGCAUUCCGCCGCUUACCAACCCGGUCAAUCUUGCCCAGGGUUACAUUUGUCGACCAUACAAGAGCGACGUCCAGCGACUGCGAGCCAUCUUUACGUGGGUCAGCGAGAAGAUCGCAUGGGAGGAGCCUCUUGAUGGGCUCGAGGUGGAUAUGAAACGAGUCCUGCAUGCAAAACGCGGCAGUCCUCAGGAGAUCGCAUACCUCGUACAUGAGAUGUGCGCAGCGGUCGGCUUGCAUGCUGAGACGAUUCGUGGCUUCCUCAAAACUCCCGGCGACCCUCUCGAUCUGGAGAGUCUCUCUCGACCCAAUCACUGGUGGAAUGCCGUCUUGGUGGACGGCGAGUGGCGCAUCAUGGAUUGUGCCCUGGCGAACCCUACCAACCCUCGGCGGAGCCAAUUCGUGACCAACAACAUGUCGGUCGCCGAAACAUGGUAUUUCCUCGCGCGGCCACUGGACAUUUGCUUUUCACACAUUCCACUUUACCCAGAGGAACAGCAUAUCUGCCCUCCUGUCUCGCCGGACGUUUUGCUGGCUCUGCCUGGCGUCUGUCCACAGUUCUUCAAGCUCAGCAUGCAAUUCCCCGACUACGACACGAGCCUGAUGCGUAUUGAGAAUCUCGAAUGUGUUCAAAUUCGCUUGCUGGUCCCACCGGAUGUCGAGUGCGCCGCUGAGGUGGAGGCACCCGCAUUCGCCCGCGAUGUCGAUGGAGACUUCUUUGAGAGUGGGGAUAUUGUUCGCAAGCGUGCGUUGGUCCAGCCUGACUGGGUUCAGGGGCAGAAACGAAUCACCAUCAAAGCCGUUCUUCCGGGAGAUGAAGGGCAGGCUGUGCUGAAGGUGUACGCCGGCAAAAAGGGCCUUAUGCAUUCCAGUCGUGACAUUCCCCAUCCGAUGGCCCUUGCUCUACCCUUGGUCCACAAGGGCGAGAAUCCUCCCUAUGACUUUGUCCUACGGCAUCCGACGCCUCAUGCUCAACGCCACGAUCUGUACAUCAUGCAACCCCAGUGCUCUCGACUGGCAAUCAACAACACCUUUGUUUUCGCCGUGCGGCAACAUCCCUCGUCCCCUCAAUCUUCGGCCAAAGAUGACCUGCAGGGCAACGGUCGUGCGUCGCCGUCCGUAUUUAUGCGUCCUUCUAGCGCCCUGAGUAUGGUUUCCAGCAUUGCAGGCGCAUCAACCAUCUCCAGCAACUCCAACGAAUUUUCUGCGUCCACCUCGGCCAUUUCCUCAACCCGAUCCGCGUCAGGUCGAGAGAAGCCGGCCAAGCUGGCAAUUCAAGCGCCCUCGGGCAAAAUUCUGCGGUUGACUCGGAAAGCUGACCAUAUGGUCAGCGCAUCUGACACAAACGGGUGUUCAGUCACCGAUGCUCCUGCCGAGGGCAGCGUUUGGGAGACCGUCAUCAAGAUCGGUGAGCGUGGCACUUGGCGCGGCUUAGUUCUCGCUGACCGUGUUGCCCGAUGGUGUGUCUUUUGCGAAUGGGAUUGUGUUUGA